AAUAACAUCACUUGUUGCCUUUGCCAACCUUUCCAAUUGCCAUCACCGCAUCAGUCAAUCCCUGACCCCCACCUCGCAUCCUCUGCAGAUACUUCAUUUGAUCCUCCUUCUAUACCCGGGGAAAUCUUGGACUGCUGAAUCCUGCCCCCUACUACCUGUCCAACCAGAUUCAACCUAGUCCCCUUCGUCUCUCGGAACCCUGAACUUGCUAGCACGCAGAACUCCAUCUCAUGGCUGACGUCGACAUGCCCGAUGCGGGUGCUUCUGGUGAGCCCAAGGCAAAGGCUCCGGUCAAGUCAUCAAAGUCAGCUGCGGCAGAAGGUGGCGAAAAUAAAAAGAGAUUUGAGAUCAAGAAGUGGAACGCCGUUGCGCUCUGGGCUUGGGACAUUGUGGUUGACAACUGCGCCAUUUGCCGGAACCACAUUAUGGAUCUAUGCAUCGAAUGCCAGGCAAAUCACGGCGCCGCCACCAUCGAAGAAUGUACUGUAGCAUGGGGUAUCUGCAAUCACGCCUUCCACUUCCACUGCAUUUCAAGAUGGCUCAAGACUAGACAAGUUUGUCCCCUCGACAAUAGAGAUUGGGAAUUCCAGAAAUAUGGUCGAUAAAUGGAUCCGGUCAAGUUAACGAAAUCACCCAAAAGACGGACUAUUCAUACGUCUACAGUCCUUCCCUGUUCCAAAGAGGCAGCAGCCGGAUCUGUUCUCUCCGACCAUGCCUGGAAGUAUCGAGAUGAGGUCGAGACGGAAAGGGGAGAAAACGUGCAAACAAGGGCAGGCCCAAGACGAAAGUAUCCCAUCAGGGAAUGAAUUGAUGACACACAUCAUGGCUUCUGAUCCAUGCAUCAACUACCACAGGUAGACCGCUGAAUGAACAAUGGAAUCAUCACCGCAUUUUGGCACUACCGUCCACUAUCAC
Exophiala mesophila is the source of this 915-nucleotide messenger RNA. RefSeq names its product RING-box protein 1. Bases 231 to 605 code for a protein of 124 amino acids. Gene Ontology annotation, molecular function: zinc ion binding; cullin family protein binding; ubiquitin protein ligase activity. The transcript is spliced from 4 exons. Gene Ontology annotation, cellular component: cullin-RING ubiquitin ligase complex; nucleus. Gene Ontology annotation, biological process: ubiquitin-dependent protein catabolic process; protein ubiquitination. Lineage: Eukaryota; Fungi; Ascomycota; Eurotiomycetes; Chaetothyriales; Herpotrichiellaceae. The record is from RefSeq and is a predicted model, not a curated record.